This is a messenger RNA of Misgurnus anguillicaudatus (oriental weatherfish), 5423 nucleotides long. It is a transcript of the gene cusr, whose product is annotated as Copper-only SOD repeat protein. The record is from RefSeq and is a predicted model, not a curated record. Lineage: Eukaryota; Metazoa; Chordata; Actinopteri; Cypriniformes; Cobitidae. Gene Ontology annotation, molecular function: metal ion binding. Gene Ontology annotation, biological process: superoxide metabolic process.
AUUGAAUUGAAUUAAAUUACAGAAAUUAUAUUAUACCAAAUCGUCGCUGCCCGAUGAAACUCACGUAUGUCCAAAACGGUUAUUUUUCAGGAAGUGAAAAAAACAUCGUAUUUCAAAAGCAGUUGAAUGUAGCGUUGUCAUACUUGGUACGGCAUCUUUACAUGCAACCAUAUUCUUGCCAGUGUAAUGAUGUAAUCCACAUUUGACCAAAAUUUAGUUUAAAUGGACAUACGUGCAUAUUUUACAGUAACGGUGGUCGAUACGCGUUCUUCCGAUCAUUAAUUAGAAUGGCCAAGUUGCGUUUCAUAUUGACAGAUGAAUACGCUCAGUUUAUUAAAUAGCCUACCUCUUGGUUUAUUAAAUACGCUUAGUUUAUUUAAUUAAUUAAUUAUACAUUUAUUAACUGUCUCUUGCAAACUAUGAAGGGACAAUAAAUUAAUACACUGACAUGGUAAUGCUAGACAGAUACUUUGUUUGCACAGUCCUACCGUAAUGUUGUCACUCCUAGACGUACGUCUGGCGUCAGGGGGGAAACGUUUACCUCGAUGAUGGAAAGUCAGUAGGUACGUUUACAUGCAACCAAAUAAUCCGUUUGUAAUCAUAUUGAUGGCUCGAUUGUAUUGAAAAGCCUUCAUGUAAACACCUUAAUCAAUACGAUUGAGGACGAUCGGAUGCAAAUUUGGAUCGUAUUGAAGGGGGUGGUGUACUCCGAUCUGUGAUCCGAUCUGCAGGGGAAAAGUACGCAUGUAAACGCGUGAAUCGUCUCACCAGGCUGUGUUUAUUCGGCUAUCCAGUCCUGAGCUUCGAUGAAACUUCACAAGACCGGCGAAAUGCUUCCACAGGGCGGGGGAUACGCGCCGUGAUUGACAGCUUUGACACCAAAUGGAUAUACGUGAAAAUCAGAUGACAUGAUUUCACAACUUUUCAUUGGCCAUUUAGAUAUGCAUACUGUAUACGGAAAUGAACCUGGACAUUCAAUCCGUUGAAAAAUCUCAAAAUCGGCAAAAUGGACAUACGUGGUUUUCAUCGGACAACGACGAAAUAGUAUAUCCCCAAAGUUUGAAGACUAGACAUUUAGAUACAAAUAGACUUGAAACUUACACUUUAAAACAGAAUACUAAUAACACGAAAUCAUAAACACUAUUUGUGUUGACUUAUCAUUUUAACAAAGAACUGAGAACUGAAAUAUGCAGCCUACACAUAAUGAAGUGAAAGGCAUUAAAUUAGUAAAGGAUUGACCAGUUCCUUCAUUUGUGGGCAUUUAAUCCUUGUACAUACAUUUAUAUGUUUCAGUUCUGUAUUUUAUUACAGUUUUUGUUUAUUUCAUUCAUUAUACCAAAUGUCUGUGGAUUUGUACGUCUCUCCACACCCCACUUUUGUCAACGGCCCUUUUAAUUCAGGCCACCGCGAUCAUUAUCUAAAGCAGAACCAGCUGAAAAACCUCAAGAGCUGUUUACGGUAGACUAAAUGCACUCAUCUAUAUUUAGCAGAGGUGUGUUAUGUUGUCACAUCACAAGAAAAUUGCCAGAAAUAGGAAACCAGAGGGAUAGGAAAGAGAGAUGUUAUAAUAAUCACACCCCAAAAACAUUGAGUUCACUCACUUAAUCUUGACUUUGAAGUUGAACCUGACUUAAAACAAACCCAUCGGUAAGACAUCAGGCAAAAUACUAAGGAAAUGCUUAAAUACUGUAAAUACUAUGAUAAUAACAUGUGUUUAACAUCUCGAUUUUUUUCCUCAGCAAUAAGAAUAAAUGAAGAACAAAAACAUCAAGACUUUCAGAUAUUCAGAGAUACGUAAAUGUCUCAAAUUGAUUAUUAAUUCAAAAGAAGGAUGUUUAUAUGUAAUAUGUGUAUUUGUAAAUGUUAUUUUGCAUGUUAUGUCAGCUGUGGUGAACACAGGAUGUCCUGCCCACCCAACCACUCCCCCAUCCCCUCCCUCCAGACUAUAGAAGAGACCAGCAAACAGUCUUAUUCAAACCAGCUACACAUUAGGAUUAAACACACGCACAAGCGUACAGUAUAGGCAAACACAAAUGGUUACUGUAUAUAGAUUUGUAUAGAGAUUAUUUUCUACCUCUUGCUUACACACAAAUGCAGAGAACAGCUGUCAACAUGUUGCUACCGGUUUGUGUUCUGUUCCUUACGUGGGGUUUUGCGUCCUGUCUUCAGUACCAGGCUGAUUUCAACAUGAUGGGAGUCACUGGUUGGGUCCUGAUUAACUCCACAGAUCAGAAGGCCACCAUCAACCUCACAGGAACGAGCACAUGUCAAUGGUUUAACAUAUCUCUCACCACGUUCCCGGUUAUGUAUGGCCAUUUUGCAUCGCCCUGUCAGAAAUCACACAUAGGUGACAACGUCUUCACGUUUUCCAUAAAUACGUCUCAGACUUUGGUGAAUGUAUCUGAUCUAUUUGCUAAGCGCUCGCGUCUCGAUGCACUCUCUGUGCUGGUGGAGACUUGUAAUGACAUUAGAGUUUGUGCUGGACUCGUGCCCGAGACUCAGGUCAAAACACGGCUAGCGCGAUUCUUCAGUCCAUUGGCUGGAAACGUCUACAUCCGUCAAGCGACUGGAGAUCCAGGAGCCAGUGUUCUUUCAGAUUUACGAAACGUCAAUCAGGCCCGUACUUUACAAAAUGUGAGUAUCUUCAUCUCGCAAAGCUCUGCAACGGACUGCACUGCGCUCCUGGGCAGUCUAGGACAAACAAGCCCUACAAAGUUGGGUGUUUUAAAUGUUGGGUCACCUUUAGAACCAGUAAAGUCUCGCUUGGAUAUCCCCACCCUCAGUUCUGAAGUCCGUUUUGCUCUCCUAAACUUAGGUUCAAGUUAUGCGUGUGCACAGAUCUACACUGUUCCAAUAAAAGAAGUUAGAGCCAUCUUAAACAUGAGAGGGAUUAAAGGGUACUACACCUUUUAUCAAGCAUCUCCUUUUGAUCUCACCACCAUUACGGUUAACCUAUCAAACUUGAACCAAAGAGUCGGGCCAUACCACGUUCAUCAGUUUCCCGUACCCGAAAUUACCUCUCCCCCUGAGCUCAGUUGUAGUAAUAACAAUGUCGGUGGUCACUGGAACCCAUUUAAUGUGAGCGUUCAAGCCCCUGCGUAUCCGCCUCCUAAAGGUUCCACUCACGAUCUCUAUGAGGUUGGAGAUCUGAGUGCCAAGCAUGGAUCUCUGGAGAAUACAACUAGCUUUCAGGCCACUUUCAAAGACUGGAACUUACCUCUGUUUGGGCAAAACAGCAUCGUGGGACGUUCCCUUGUGAUACACCAGCCCAAUGGAACUAGAUUUGCAUGCGCAAGUAUAGGCUACCCCGGUGAAGUCACUGUCGCUAAGGCAAUUUUUAAAAGUCCGGUGGUGGGGACUGUCCUGUUUACUCAGCUCAGCAGUCACCCUUACUCAGAUGUCUCUGUGUUUAUGGACUUAACCCAUGGACAGCUUUCUACACCAGCCUCACAAAACCAUAACUGGCACGUCCACACCUAUCCCAUCAGCACAGAGUCUGACAUGGACCAAAGUCGUUGCUUGUCCACCGGUGGACACUGGAACCCAUUUGGCAUAGACACCACUUUGAGUAGUUAUGCCAUUAAUUGUGGUCCAGACAGCGCUUUUGCCUGUGAAGUUGGAGAUAUUUCUGGCAAGCACAAGACUUUGGAUUUACAGCCACAGGUUGGUGUGGUGGCCAGCAAGAGCUUUUUUACAGACACAACCUCUUGGAUUUCUGGAAUGAUUGGUCGCUCUUUAGUGGUGCAUGGUCCUAAUCGUACAGCUCCAAGGAUUGCUUGUGCAAACAUCACCUUGUUUCGUUUUCCCUCUGCUCACACUAACUCUUGGUUUGGGCCCGGAUCUUCUGGCGGUCACAUCCAGUUCUCCCAAGUCUCUCCUCAAGGACCGACAAUCCUCAACAUCUCCUUUACCGGCCUCAAUGCCAGCGCUUCUGGCUACCACAUCCAUACUCUCCCUAUCAAGAGCGGUGAGGAACCCUGCUCUGAACUCAACAUCAUGGGUCACUUAAACCCAUUUUUCGUGAACACUACCUCAUCUCCUGGAUCAGGAAAUGGCACGGUUGACCAGUAUGAAAUUGGUGACAUUAGUGGGAAGUUUGGGACACUGACAGGUCAAAAUGACUUCCAGAACCUGUACUUGGACAGUAACAUGCCGCUUUCGGGACCUAACAGCAUCAUUGGAAGAUCACUGGUCAUACAUUACAGUAACAGCUCAAGUUCGAGGUGUGCAAAUAUCACAGCAGGGACCUCAACUGAUGGAAACUGGGUGACCGCAAAAGCAAACUUCAAUGACACAGUAACCGGGAGUGUAAAAAUGUCUCAACAGAGUUUUUCAGAUGGCAGCUACGGCGAUGUCCUUAUAGAGGUGGAUUUACAAACAUCACAAUCGUUUAAUGUUACAGAGGCUUUGUGGUACAUUGCUGAACGACAGGUGGGAUCAGAUGGGCAUGCGUGUGCUGGAAAUUUAGAAAUGUAUAAUCCAUUCAACAUGACAACAGAGAACGGCAGCUGUUCUCAGGUCAGUCCUCUGGUUUGUGCAGUUGGAGAUCUGACAGGUAGACAUGGGUCUAUUAGUCUUAUUAAGAGACAGUUGUACAGUGAUGUUCAUUUGCAGCUGACUGGAGACUUCACAGUUGUCCAGAGGUCAUUGGUUUUAAGACUCAAGAACAACACCACCAAAUGUGCAGAUAUUCUCCCAGAAUCUCCCUCUGCCGAACAGAUAUUUCCCAAAGUGUCAAGCUUCAGCAGGUAUGAUUUUCGUAAGAGAGUGGCGGAUGUGUUAAACCUCAACAUGUCUAGAGUCUCCAUCUUACCAGGAUCUCCUUCCACAAAUCCCGAUGGGAAAUGCCAGGAGGUCAGCUUUCUGGUGUCAGGUAACGUGAGCCAAGAACAGCUAAACUCUGUUAAGUCCAAUAAGAAGAUGGGUUUGUUCAGAGAAUCAAAGGCGUGCACUUCAGGUGUAAACGCAGGAAUGAUGCCGGUCCCAUGUAGGAUAUUUCUGAUCGUCAUGACAACUGUAGCCUGCCUGCUCGGGUCACUGAUCCAGCAUUAGACGACCCCCCAAAAAUGUCAAACUACUGCCUUUUUAUAAAUUCUGAUGCAGGGGCUUGGAUGCCAGACGUUUUCAAAGACAUCACGUUGUGAAUAUUACAAUUGAUCCUGUGAAGAAACACUUUUUUUGUACCAGCCUAAACUGAGUUUCAUGCAUCUGGCUGGAUGUCAAAACCACAAUAUACAUUUUGGCACAGGCACAUAUUUACUUGUUUCCACUCCACUUUCUUUUAUCCUGUGUGUUGUGAUUAUAUGAUAAGGUUUCUCAAGUGUGGAUUGUGCUGCUUUUGUAAGUUUUUUUUAAAAGAAAUUACUGGUACGUCAUUGUAAAUCCCACAAAAGACUGAAUUAAUACUGUGUUACACUCCUUUA